Molecule: messenger RNA, 2097 nt
Organism: Micromonas commoda
Lineage: Eukaryota; Viridiplantae; Chlorophyta; Mamiellophyceae; Mamiellales; Mamiellaceae
Product: glycosyltransferase family 47 protein
Exons: 2
Coding region: 1-2097 (698 amino acids)
Molecular function (GO): glycosyltransferase activity
Source: RefSeq, a predicted model, not a curated record
AUGGCCCCUCGUCUUCUCUGUUGGUUCCGACGUGCCACCCAGCCUCGGUUCUCCCGCCACGAGUUGUGGCCAACGGUUGCACAAGUAAUAACACUUUUGGCCACCCCGAGGAUGGCGUCGUCCGAGGCGACCGUCGUCGUCGAGGACGACGACGACCCUCGCGGGGUGCGAAAGAUGAAGCGCGGCGGGUCGUGGGUGCGCCGCUCGCUGUCCGCCGGCAGUUUGCUGAACAUCCUCAGCGGCGCCCUCGCCCCCCCCCGCGACAGGUCCCCGCCCCGGAAGCGGCACAAAAGGACGUUCGCCAGAUCUCAGAGCUCCGUCGCUUCGUUGCCGGUGGUGGAGGCGGCGCCCGCGCCCGCGGCCGGCGCGUCGUCGCUCUUCGUCAGGGCGGCGCUCGCGCUCGCGCUCGCGCUUCUCGCGGUAUCAGCGGCGCUCGCGCUCGCGUCCGGCGCGACCGGUCCGUCCCUCGCGUCCGCUCUCCUCCCGCACGGCGUCCGCGCAACCGCGGAGACGUGGGCGAUGAAGCUCCAGUGGGACGCCGCCGCGCUCGCGUCGUCGUGGCGCGCGCUCCCCGAGGCGGUGGCGAACGACGCGACACACAGAGACGAGUACGGACUGCUGACGUUCGAUUCGCAGUGCGCCGCGCUGAGGGAACGCGGUCGGGACCCGCGUUGGCCGCUGCGCGAUCCGUCGGCGGGCAUAAACGACGGCUUGGACGGCCUCGGAUUUGACUCCGCGGCACAGCUGUGCGACGCGAUGGCGUCGUUGCCGAACACCCUGCGGAUGUACACGCACCCUCUCGGCGAAACGGAAAAGCGACGGUACCGUACGGCCCGCAUGGCGCCCACGUUUAACCGCGGCUACGACGUGGAGGAACACGUGUUGCGCAAUCUCGGCCCGAACGGGCCAUUCGCCGAGCCCGACCCGGCCGAGGCUAACGCGUUCCUCAUUCCGGCGGCGCCGUACCUCGAGCGCGUCGCCGCGUUCCCAAACAGCGGCCGCGACGCCAUGGCGGCCAACGUGGCGAAUCUCGUGGCGCGUCUCAAGAGAGAGGACGCGAAGGCGUGGCGCGCAGCCGAGCCCGGAUGCGGCCGGAUCUUCGUCUCGGCGCACGACACGGGGACGUACGCGGCUCGUUUAACGGACACAGCUGUGCGCGACCGGGCGGUGUUCAUCGUGGCCAACGCGGACGUCACGUCGGACGCGGACGUUACUAAAGACGUUACUAAAACCCCCCCGAUACCGCCGCGAAACGUCGAGUCGCGAAUGGCCACGGGCAAAGACGUCUCGGCGGUGUGCUCGCUGUCGUAUCACCUCCCGCGCGACGCGGUGGCGUUGGGCGCGAUGCGUCCGGUGUUCCUCGACGAUGAUAUCGGCACCCACCCAGAUGGGGAUGUUGGGGAUGUUGGGGAUGUCGGGGACGAAAAGUCGGCACCCGGGGAUGUUGGGGACGAGAGGCCGAUCGAGAUGUCGUUCCGCGGCACCCUUCGCGGCGGGGUUCGCGAGCGCAUCCUCGGCCACUACCUCUCCGUGGGGAAAUCGCGUAAUUGGGACCUGCGAUCGGACGGGCAGGUGUCGCCGAGUCGGUACAUGCGCCUGAUGCGUGACUCCAAGUUCUGCCUCCACGUCCGCGGCACGAGGGUGCAGUCGCCGCGGCUCAUCGAGGGCAUGCUCUUCGGAUGCGUGCCCGUGAUCGUCGCCGACGGGUACGUACCGCCCCUCUCGUGGCUCUUCGACUGGUCCAAGUUCAGCGUUCGUUUACCGGAGGUCGAGCACGAGCGUUUGCCGGAGGUGCUUCAAGGAGUGGACUGGGCGACGCUGCAAGCGAACCUGCGACGCGUCGCGCCCUUCUUCGUCUAUCACCGGACUCCGAUUCCCGGCGACGCGCUGUGGACGACGGCGCUGGCGGCGCAGAGGCAGAUUGAACGCGGCGACGCGUGCAAAGGCGGUGAGACGGAGGCUGGACGCUCUGCGGUCGCGGGUUCGAUCCCCGGCGGGGGCGGGGAGCGGGGCGCGGGUGGUGCGGACCGCGGUUCGCGGCGGGUGAGGAGGUUUGGUCGACGGUUGAUGGGGCGACGGAUGGCGGGGGAGGACUGA